GCUCGGUGACGAGAAGAGGGCAAGCUAAGAGAAGGCUUGCUGGGGGAAGGGGACAGCUCUGGGGGCAGCUCUCGUGCCCUCCUCCAGGCCCCCAGCGCCAUGACGGUGUCGUACACCCUCAAAGUGGCAGAGGCCCGCUUCGGAGGCUUCUCGGGGCUGCUUCUCCGUUGGAGGGGAAGCAUCUACAAGCUCCUCUACAAGGAGUUCCUACUCUUCAUCGUCCUGUACGCUCUGCUCAGCAUCACCUACCGGCUGCUGCUGACCCAGGAGCAGAGGCUCGUGUAUGCCCAGGUGGCCCGAUACUGCAACCGCUCUGCAGACCUCAUCCCCUUGUCCUUUGUCCUAGGUUUCUACGUGACCUUGGUGGUGAACCGCUGGUGGGCCCAGUACACAAGCAUCCCGCUGCCGGACCAGCUGAUGUGCGUCAUCUCGGCCAGCGUGCACGGCCUGGACCAGCAGGGCCGCCUGCUGCGCCGCACCCUGGUCCGCUAUGCCAACCUGGCGUCAGUGCUAGUGCUGCGCUCGGUCAGCACCCGGGUGCUUAAGCGCUUCCCCACCAUGGAGCACGUGGUGGAUGCAGGUUUCAUGUCUCAGGAAGAAAGGAAAAAGUUUGAGAGCCUGAAGUCUGACUUCAACAAGUACUGGGUCCCCUGUGUCUGGUUCACCAACCUGGCGGCCCAGGCCCGGAGCGACGGGCGAAUCCGUGAUGACAUUGCUCUCUGCCUGCUCCUGGAAGAGCUGAACAAGUACCGAGCCAAGUGCAGCAUGCUGUUUCACUAUGACUGGAUCAGCAUCCCUCUCGUCUACACCCAAGUGGUGACCAUAGCAGUAUACUCCUUCUUUGCCCUCUCCCUGGUUGGCCGCCAGUUUGUGGAGCCAGAGGCAGGGGCCGCCAAACCUCUGGAGCCAGGCCCGGACCCGGGGCCAGUGCUGGGGGACCUGGACAUGUAUGUGCCUCUCACCACUCUGCUGCAGUUCUUCUUCUAUGCUGGCUGGCUCAAGGUGGCCGAACAGAUCAUCAACCCCUUUGGUGAGGAUGAUGAUGACUUUGAAACCAACCAGCUCAUUGACCGCAACUUGCAGGUGUCCCUGCUCUCCGUGGAUGACAUGUACCAGAACCUGCCUCCGGCGGAGAAGGACCUGUACUGGGAUGAAGGCUCAGUGCAGCCGCCCUACACGGUGGCCACGGUGGCGGAGUCUCUGAAGCCUUCCUUUCUGGGCUCAACUUUCAACCUGCGCAUGAGUGACGACCCCGAGCGGAGUCUGCAGGUGGAGGCGACCCCUGCAUUGGCUCGGCAGGUGCCAGCCACGCAGACCCCGCUGCUCAGCCGCUUCCUGGGUGCAGGAGCACCCUCCCCUGCCAUCAGUCUCCGGAACUUCGGCCGGACACGAGGACCUCCCCGGACCCCUUAUCUGCUGCGCUCCAGGGCCGAGGAGGGUGGAGACCCCGAGGACUGCAUUGAGGAGGUGGACUGCAUGGAGGAGGAGGCGGGUCCAGAGGACCAGGCCCAGGAGCCCUGAGCAGAGGCAGCCCCUCCCCCCUUCUCGCCCCCUCCCCGGUGUAUUAGGAGCAGGAGCAGUUAGGGACCGCCUUGAAAGAGGAAGAUGGAGAGAAGGGCCUGAGCCAAGGCUCGGAAUGUGUCCACUUUGACGGGAGGAGGGAUGGAUUCUGUGGGGAGCUGAAGCUGGAAGAACACAUGGAGAGGCAGAGGCGCAGCUACGGCCCCGGUGCAGCUCAUUUCCUCGGCAGUGGGGGGCUAGGCCAGCUCUCAGUCUUGAGGAAGCAUCACCAUGACUGAAGGGCUCAUUAAAAAGUCCUAGGUUCCACUCUCAACGUUUCACUAGAUCUGAAAUGGAGCUCGAGGAUCACAAUUUGAGUCAUACAUAAGAUGUUUAGAAUAUACCCUAGCCCGAUAACCUCACUCUGAAGAUGAAUCAAA
Messenger RNA from Myotis myotis, 1940 nucleotides. RefSeq names its product bestrophin 4 (gene BEST4). Lineage: Eukaryota; Metazoa; Chordata; Mammalia; Chiroptera; Vespertilionidae. Bases 100 to 1521 code for a protein of 473 amino acids. The transcript has 9 exons. Gene Ontology annotation, molecular function: chloride channel activity. The record is from RefSeq and is a predicted model, not a curated record.